GUCACCUGUGUCAGAUGCCAUGUCGACGGCCCCAUCGGCACGGUACUGUCCCACCCGGGACCUGGCCCUGGACCCCCUGAUGUCCUGCAAGCUGUGCCUUGGAGAGUUCCCCCAGGAGCAGAUGACCACCAUCAGCCAGUGCCAAUGUGUCUUCUGCAGCCUGGUCAGUAGAUACAACCAACACAUUUGACUGGGUCCUGUUCAUUAGGGCAUGCAAUUGAAAAGGUUUUAAAACAUUUUGCAACAGUGGGAAAAACAGGAGCAGGGACAGGGCAGACCAGUCAGCACACUGCUUUUCAGGUGUAGAGGAAAGGGAAUUGUUAAGCUAACAGACAGAGUACAUGGCUAUACACUGUGUACAAAACAUUAGGAAUACCUCAUAUCGAGUUGCACCCUCUUUUGCCCUCAGAACAGCCUCAAUUUGUCGGGGCAUGGACUGUACAAGGUGUCGAAAGCAUUCGACAGGGAGGCUGGCCCAUGUUGACUCCAAUGCUUCCCACAGUUGUGUCAAGUUGGCUGUUUGUCCGUUGGAUGGUGGACCAUUCUUGAUACACAUGGGAAACUGUUGAGCGUGAAAAGCCCAGCAGCGUUGCAGUUCUUGACACACUCAAACCGGUGCGCCUGCCACCUACUACCAUACCCCGUUCAAAAGCACUUAUAUCUUUUGUCUUACCCAUUCACCCAAUGAAUGGCACACAUACACAAUCCUCAAUUGUCUCAAGGCUUUAAAAUCCUUCUUUAACCUGUCUCUUCCCCUUUAUCUACAAUGAUUGAAGUGGAUUUAACAGGUGAUAUCAAUAAGCGAUCAUAGCUUUUACCUGGUGAGUCUGUCAUGGAAAGAGCAGGUGUUCCUAAUGUCUCCCCUUCCUCUGCGGAAGCAUAGUUCCCGCUCAGCCCAGUCAAAACUGUUCGCUGCUCUGGCACCCCAAUGGUGGAACAAGCUCCCUCACGACGCCAGGACAGCGGAGUCACUCACCACCUUCCGGAGACAUUUGAAACCCCACCUCUUUAAGGAACACCUGGGAUAGGAUAAAGUAAUCCUUCUACCCCCCCCCCCCCCCCCCCCCCCCAAAAAAAAAAAAAUUAAUUAAAAAAAUAAAUAAAUAAAUAAAUUUUUUAAAAAAUUACAACUUUUUUUUUUUAAUUGUAAAGUGGUUAUCCCACUGGCUAUAGGGUGAAUGCACCAAUUUGUAGUCGCUCUGGAUAAGAGCGUCUGCUAAAUGACGUAAAUGUGCCCUUGAGCAAGGCACUUAACUCUAAUUGCUCCUGUAAGUCGCUCUGGAUAAGAGCGUCUGCUAAAUGACUAAAAUGUAAUGUAAUGUAAUGUUUUGUACACUCAGUGUAUUAGGCGCCAUUAAGACUGGGUUGUGUUACCAAAGAACAAAGUACCAAACGAACUUGCAAAACAUUUUGCUACGGGUGUGGCCUAAUGAAUACGACUCUGGGUCACAUUCAUAAGGGCAAGUAACGGAAAACGUUUUGCAACAGAAGGUGAAAAUUAAUGUUUCCUAUUGGACACGUCUAGGUAGUCCCUCCCUGUUUCAGUCAGUUUUCGUCAGUUUGGUGCUUAAUGAACUCCACCCAGGCCUAAUGGAUCCUGAUAUAGCCAUAUUCUCUGACUGUUAGCUUAACAACGCCCUUUUAAGUAGGGCUGUACUUAGUGAAGAGUGUGAUUGCGAACAAAACAGCACUCAGCAGUGCUGAACAUAACACAAGGCAAACUGACCAUGGUUUCCACUCCUUAUGGUAACUGUCAAACUGUCAAGACAAACGUUCAUGGUUCCCACGCCUACUAGGCUGUGUCCCAAAUGGCACCCUAUUCCCUAUGUAGUAAACUACUUUUGGACCAGGGCCCUUAGGGCUCUGGUCAAAUGUAGUGCACUAUAUAUUGAAUAGGAUGCCAUUUGGGACACGCCCACUAUUCAUUGUAUUUUAUAGUCAAGUUUAACUUCUCUCUUUCUCCCUUACAGUGCUUGAAGCAGUAUGUGGAAUUUCUGAUCAAAGAGGGCCUCGAAACUGCUAUUAGCUGUCCAGACUCUGCCUGCCCAAAACAUGGACACCUGCUGGAGAACGAGGUACAGUACAGUAGUCCUUCCAGGUUUCCCAUUGAACUCACUGAUGACACCCUAUUCCCUAUAUAGUGCACUACUUUUGACCAGAGCCCUAUGGGCCCUGGUCAAAAGUAGUACACUAAAUAGGGAAUAGGGUGCCAUUAGGGACACUGCCACUGAGAUCCCCAUGUACUGUAGCUAUUUGACUCUCUUCCCAUUAAGCCUGGAUGAGUCAUCAACAGGUCAGGAGUGCAGAGGCUUAAAUCCAUAAAACAGGGUGCUGAGAGACUUAAUCCAUAUGUGUUUGUCUCUGUAUUUCUCUCUCUUACAGAUGGAAUGCAUGGUGGCAGAAGAGAGCAUGCAGAGGUACAGGAGGCUGCAGUUUGAGAGAGGUGAGUGGAUGGGCAACAUCCUAGGUUUCUUCCUAGGUUCCUGCCUUUCUAGAGAGUGUUUCCUAACCACCGGGCUUCUACAUCUGCAUUGCUUGCUCUUUGUGGUUUUAGGCUGGGUUUCUAUAUAAGCACUUUGUGACAUCUGCUGAUGUGAAAAGGGCUUUACGAAUACAUUUGAUUGAUUCACAAGCUGUGGGAGUGGUGAGAGAGAGAUGAGAGGAGUCACUGGUUAUUCAUCAAUGUGACUCCCUCCUUCCUUCUCAUCCACUGUAUACCUAUCUUUAACCUCUGUUAAAACAUUAUAUAAGACUCUCAGAGAGAAGAGUGGCUGAUGGCUGACCCAGUGACCCUUGAACCUUAACCCUUACCAUACACAGACUGUAGAAGUAGAGAGAAUGGAGACACUUGACUGUUUAUUCAGCUUUCUCCUUCCACUUUUAGGCCUUUCUUAACCUCUUUUAAAAGGUUUAAGGCUCUCAGAGAGAAGAAGAGAGCAGUGGGCUGGGAGCAUUUUCUCUCCAUCUUAACUAAUUAAAUUCUGUUUAAUUGGAUUUGUGUAGGAUUUAAUUGGCAACAUCCUCAGAAAAACAAUCCCAAGGCAUCUGGCUCAUGAAUAAUGGUGGAUGAGCACUUUCUAAUUCCAGUGGAGCCACACCCACACACACACACACACAGCAGUUGUUAUGUAUCUUGUACUGGAUGAGUGGGGCUUUUAUUUUUACUCCUGUCCACAGAAAAGUUCCAAGAAGAUUAGCAUAAUCGUGAUCAAAGAGAGCUCAAACCAGGACAAAGAAUCAUUCUUUAUCUCAAAAUAGCUUUUAUUAAGAUGCCAAAGAUUAAGUGAAAAAGGCUUUAAAAGCUGUGCUUGUAGUCUUGUUCUUCUUCUAUUGGGUGUUCCGUUCUCACAUGUUCCCCCGUUGAGGUAUGAGGUCCCAGCUAUAGAUAUAGAAUGACUAGUAUGUUCUGUGAUGAGUGGACCGGCGGCCAUAUUGAGUGUACCAGUAAUUCUAUUUCUAUGAUGCCAGGCAGCUUUGUCCCUGUGUGAUGGGAGGAAAAGUAAGGAAAUGGACUGAAGAGGGAGGGACUACCUGAACUUAUCCAACAAGAAAAUGUUUCCAUUGCAAAACGCUUUGCUACGAUGUACCCUAAUGAAUACGACCCUGUCACUGUGUGAGUUCCACAGAGGUGCUGUUGGACCCGUGCCGGACCUGGUGCCCGUCCUCGUCGUGCCAGGCAGUGUGCCAGCUGAAGGAGGGGGAGAUGGAGUUGCCACAGCUGGUCCAGUGCUCUGUGUGCAGGCUGGAGUUCUGCUCGGCCUGCCGGGACGACUGGCAUAAAGGACAUGCCUGCCAGGACAACAUCUUCCUACCCGGGGAGACCAGGUAGGACAUUACUGCAACACACCUGUAAACUAUACAUCCCUAUACACUAACACUGUACACUAUCACACCAAUACCAGAGGUUGGAACCGGUUCAGGGAACAGAACAGAAAACCGAAAGUGAUCUCUAGUGUUCUGGAACAGAACCGUUAUUUUCAAAUCUUGAGAACCGGUUAAUACAAUUAUUUUUCAUUCCCCAAAACAAUUGUUAUUCUGUACAGUUAUAAAGCUAGUAAUAACCUAAACACAUUCCAAUGCACGUCAUGAUGUUCAGCGCUUCAAACCAAGCCCCCUCUAUGUCCACCCCUCUCUCUUGCUCCCUCCCCACCCAGUCACUUCUGCGCUGAUUGGUGGAGUAAAUUAAUGAGCUAAAUGUAAAAACAAUGUUGAACCGUUUCAGAACGUUAUUUACUGGUUGGAACACCGGAACAGAACGAAAUAAAUAGGGGUUCUGCUUGGAAGGGUACAAUUGGAAAAUAAUUUUGGUUCCAACCCCUGGCCAAAUACACCAUCACACCUUCCUACCUGGGGAGACCAGGUAGGCUUUUACAGGUAGGUUCCAACACUUGAUAACACAACACUCCUACUGUAGACUACACUAUCAUACUGAUACACAAACUGUCACAACAACACUCAGGAGGACCACACAGCGUAGGUUCAGUAGGAAGAAAACGUUUUGAAACUGAGUGAAAUGGGAAGGUUCUAUCUAAUGUGCUCAAUAACACAGCCCAAUAAAGACUCAAUAACGCAGUGAUUUUUAGCUGUUCGUAUUACUCUUGUUAUUCUUGACAGUUCAGUAUGUACUGGUCUAUCUAUGUCCCACCUUGACGUUCAUUGUCUCUUGUCUUUCAGUUCCUUCUACAAUAGCGAUGACGACACGCCCAUCAAGCGCUGUCCCAAGUGUAAGGUGUACAUUGAGAGGGACAAGGGCUGUGCUCAGAUGAUGUGCAAGAACUGUAAGCGCACCUUCUGUUGGUACUGCCUGGAGUCUCUGGAAGUGAGUUAACCAACCAACACUGAACAUACACACACAAUCACAAACACGCAUACACACACAAACACACCCUUCUGCUGGUACUGCCUGGAGUCUCUGGAAGUGAGUUAAACAACCAACACUGAACAUACACACACAAUCACAAACACGCAUACACACACACACACACACAAACACACCCUUCUGCUGGUACUGCCUGAGCCUGCCAUAGGGAACACUAAUACUCUAGUGAUCUAUUUAAUUGUUUGGAACCUGCACAAAGUGACCAAGCAACAGAGUUAUAUGAACGUACUUACAUUUUUCUAGUGGAUCUGCCCCCACAUUUAACCCUGACUUAACAUAUUUAAUUCAGGAUUUAACCCUGAUAGUGAUUCCUUCUCUCUCUCCAGGAUGACUUCCUCCUGAUCCACUAUGACGAAGGGCCGUGCAGAAACAAACUGGGCCUCUCCAGAGCUUCCGUUAUCUGGCACCGGACACAGGUACUGUAUUGUAAAAACGAGUCAUUAGUUGGCUUUAGCUCAGCGGGCUAACACAGGCUUUUGGCAUGCUGGAGUCCCAGAUUCAAACCCAGUCAGUCACACGGGCUAGCUGUGGCAGCAGUAUCUACUACACUGCUCAAAAAAAUAAAGGGAACACUAAAAUAACACAUCCUAGAUCUGAAUGAAUGAAAUAAUCUUAUUAAAUACUUUUUUCUUUACAUAGUUGAAUGUGCUGACAACAAAAUCACACAAAAAUGAUCAAUGGAAAUCAAAUGUAUCAACCCAUGGAGGUCUGGAUUUGGAGUCACCCUCAAAAUUAAAGUGGAAAACCACACUACAGGCUGAUCCAACUUUGAUGUAAUGUCCUUAAAACAAGUCAAAAUGAGGCUCAGUAGUGUGUGUGGCCUCCACGUGCCUGUAUGACCUUCCUACAACGCCUGGGCAUGCUCCUGAUGAGGUGGCGGAUGGUCUCCUGAGGGAUCUCCUCCCAGACCUGGACUAAAGCAUCCGCCAACUCCUGGACAGUCUGUGGUGCAACGUGGCAUUGGUGGAUGGAGCGAGACAUGAUGUCCCAGAUGUGCUCAAUUGGAUUCACGUCUGGGGAACGGGCGGGCCAGUCCAUAGCAUCAAUGCCUUCCUCUUGCAGGAACUGCUGACACACUCCAGCCACAUGAGGUCUAGCAUUGUCUUGCAUUAGGAGGAACCCAGGGCCAACCGCACCAGCAUAUGGUCUCACAAGGGGUCUGAGGAUCUCAUCUCGGUACCUAAUGGCAGUCAGGCUACCUCUGGCGAGCACAUGGAGGGCUGUGCGGCCCCCCAAAGAAAUGCCACCCCACACCAUGACUGACCCACCGCCAAACCGGUCAUGCUGGAGGAUGUUGCAGGCAGCAGAACGUUCUCCACGGCGUCUCCAGACUCUGUCACGUCUGUCACAUGUGCUCAGUGUGAACCUGCUUUCGUCUGUGAAGAGCACAGGGCGCCAGUGGCGAAUUUGCCAAUCUUGGUGUUCUCUGGCAAAUGCCAAACGUCCUGCACGGUGUUGGGCUGUAAGCACAACCCCCACCUGUGGACUUCGGGCCCUCAUACCACCCUCAUGGAGUCUGUUUCUGACCAUUUGAGCAGACACAUGCACAUUUGUGGCCUGCUGGAGGUCAUUUUGCAGGGCUCUGGCAGUGCUCCUCCUGCUCCUCCUUGCACAAAGGCGGAGGUAGCAGUCCUGCUGCUGGGUUGUUGCCCUCCUACGGCCUCCUCCACGUCUCCUGAUGUACUGGCCUGUCUCCUGGUAGCGCCUCCAUGCUCUGGACACUACGCUGACAGACACAGCAAACCUUCUUGCCACAGCUCUUAUUGAUGUGCCAUCCUGGAUGAGCUGCACUACCUGAGCCACUUGUGUGGGUUGUAGACUCCGUCUCAUGCUACCACUAGAGUGAAAGCACCGCCAGCAUUCAAAAGUGACCAAAACAUCAGCCAGGAAGCAUAGGAACUGAGAAGUGGUCUGUGGUCACCACCUGCAAAACCAGUCCUUUUUUGGGGGUGUCUUGCUAAUUGCCUAUCAUUUCCACCUGUUGUCUAUUCCAUUUGCACAACAGCAUGUGACAUUUAUUGUCAAUCAGUGUUGCUUCCUAAGUGGACAGUUUGAUUUCACAGAAGUGUGAUUGACUUGGAGUUACAUUGUGUUGUUUAAGUGUUCCCUUUAUUUUUUUGAGCAGUGUAUAUGUCCUAUAUUACAGUUAAAAGUCCUCAUUUUCAAAGUAUCUGUAUGUCAUUGAAAAGAAAAAGGAAAAAUUAUUACCACAAAUGGGUACUAAGUGGCAUAAAAAAAUUCAGCCACUUGUGUAGGUUUGAAGUUUAAAGUUAUGUAUGUCACUUUAGAAGCAGGUAUAGGAGAAGGUCUCAGACAGCAUGAGAACAAACAUUUAAAAAAAUAGGAUUGAUAAGUGUGUGAAUACACUACCGGUGAAAAGUUUUAGAACACCUACUCAUUCAAGGAUUUUUCUUUAUUUUUAAAGAAAAUAAAGGGGGGUGAAUACUUUCGCAAGCCACUGUUUAUACAUCACUUAGUGUCCAUGACAAUAAACAACCAUCAGGCAACAUCAUUGUGUUGAGUCUAAUGGGAGCAGAGCUUUCAAGAACCCCUUUAAAAUAUUGAUGAAGCAGUUGGGGCAUCCUUAUAGUGGUGUUAAACUUACAUAAGACCUACAGAGGAACAAGUGUGGCCAGAUAUACACUACCGGUCAAAAGUUUUAGAACACCUACUCAUUCAAGGGUUUUUCUUUAUUUGUACUAUUUUCUACAUUGUAGAAUAAUAGUGAAGAUGUCAAAACUAUGAAAUAACACAUAUGGAAUCAUGUAGUAACCAAAAAAGUGUUAAAUAAAUCAAAAUAUAUUUUAUAUUUGAGAUUCUUCAAAUAGCCAACCUUUGCCUUGAUGACAGCUUUGCACACUCUUGGCAUUCUCUCAACCAGCUUCACCUGGAAUGCUUUUCCAACAGUCUUGAAGGAGUUCCCACAUAUGCUGAGCACUUGUUGGCUGCUUUUCCUUCACUCUGUGGUCCGACUCAUCCCAAACCAUCUCAAUUUGGUUGAGGUCGGGGGAUUGUGGAGGCCAGGUCAUCUGAUGCAGCACUCCAUCACUCUCCUUAUUGGUCAAAUAGCCCUUACACAGCCUGGAGGUGUGUUGCAUCAUUGUCCUGUUAAAAAACAAAUGAUAGUCCCACUAAGCCCAAACCAGAUGGGAUGGCGUAUCGCUGCAAAAUGCUGUGGUAGCCAUACUGGUUAAGUGUGCCUUGAAUUCUAAAUAAAUCACAGACAGUGUCACCAGCAAAGAACCCCCACACCAUAACACCUCCUCCUCCAUGCUUUACAGUGGGAAAUACACAUGCAGAGAUCAUCCGUUCACCCACACCACGUCUCACAAAGACACAGCGGUUGGAACCAAAUAUCUCAAUUUUGGACUCCAGACCAAAGGACACAUUUCCACCGGUCUAAUGUCCAUUGCUCGUGUUUCUUUGCCCAAGCAAGUCUCUUCUUCUUAUUGGUAUCCUUUAGUAGUGGUUUCUUUGCAGCAAUUCGACCAUGAAGGCCUGAUUCACACAGUCUCCUCUGAACAGUUGAUGUUGAGAUGUGUCUGUUACUUGAACUCUGAAGCAUUUAUUUGGACUGCAAUUUCUGAGGCUGGUAACUCUAAUGAACUUAUCCUCUGCAGCAGAGGUAACUCUGGGUCUUCCAUUCCUGUGGCGGGCCUCAUGAGAGCCAGUUUCAUAGCACUUGAUGGUUUUUGCGACUUUCAAAGUUCUUGAAAUGUUCCGUAUUGACUGACCUUCAUGUUUUAAAGUAAUGAUGGACUGUUGUUUCUCUUUGCUUAUUUGAGCUGUUCUUGACAGAAUAUGGACUUGGUCUUUUACCAAAUAGGGCUAUCUUCUGUAUAGCCACCCUACCUUGUCACAACACAACUGAUUGGCUCAAACGCAUUAAGAAGGAAAUACAUUUCACAAAUUAACUUUUAAGAAGGCACACCUGUUAAUUGAAAUGCAUUCCAGGUGACUACCUCAUGAAGCUAGUUGAGAGAAUGCCAAGAGUCUGCAAAGCUGUCAUCAAGGCAAAGGGUGGCUAUUUGAAGAAUCUCAAAUAUAAAAUAAAACUUGAUUUGUUUAACACUUUUUUGGUUACUACGUGAUUCCAUAUGUGUUAUUAACAUAUUUUUGAUAUCUUCACUAUUAUUCUACAAUGUAGAAAAUAGUACAAAUAAAGAAAAACCCUUGAAUGAGUAGGUGUUCUAAAACUUUUGACCGGUAGUGUAUAUCUGGCCACACUUGUUCCUCUGUAGGUCUUAUGUAAGUUUAACACCACUAUAAGGAUGCCCCAACUGCUUCAUCAAUAUUUUAAAGGGGUUCUUGAAAGCUCUGCUCCCAUUAGACUCAACACAAUGAUGUUGCCUGAUGGUUGUUUAUUGUCAUGGACACUAAGUGAUGUAUAAACAGUGGCUUGCGAAAGUAUUCACCCCCCUUGGCAUUUGUGAAACAAACAAGAAAUAAGACCAAAAAACUGAAAACUUGAGCGUGCAUAACUAUUCACCCCUCUUCUCUUGGGGUAUGUCUCUAUAAUCUUGGCACAUCUAGCCACUGGGAUUUUUGCCCAUUCUUCAAGGCAAAACUGCUCCAGCUCCUUCAAGUUGGAUGGGUUUCGCUGGUGUUCAGCAUUCUUUAAGUCAUACCACAGAUUCUCAAUUGGAUUGAGGUCUGGGAUUUGACUAGGCCAUUCCAAGGCAUUUAAAUAUUUCCCCUUAUACCACUCGAGUGUUGCUUCAGCAGAAUGCUUAGGGUCAUUGUCCUGCUGGAAGGUGAACCUCCGUCCCAGUCUCAAAUCUCUGGAAGACUGAAACAGGUUUCCCUCAAUACUUUCCCUGUAUUUAGCGCCAUCCAUCAUUCAUUAAAUUCUGACAAGAUUCCCAGUCCCUGCCGAUGAAAAACAUCCCCACAGCAUGAUGCUGCCACCACCAUGCUUCACUGUGGGGAUGGUGUUCUCGGGGUGAUGAGAGGUGUUGGGUUUGCCCCAGACAUAGCGUUUUCCUUGAUGGCCAAAAAGCUCAAUUUUAGUCUCAUCUGAACAGAGUACCUUCUUCCAUAUGUUUGGGGAGUCUCCCACAUGGCCUUUGGUGAACACCAAACAUGUUUGCUUAUUUUUUUCUUUAAGCAAUGGCUUUUUUCUGGCCAGCUCUGUGGCGUGUACGGCUUAAAGUGGUCCUAUGGGCAGACACUCCAAUCUCCGCUGUGGAGCGUUGAAGCUCCUUCAGGGUUAUCUUUGGUCUCUUUGUUGCCUCUCUGAUUAAUGCCCUCCUUGCCUGGUCCGUGAGUUUUGGUGGGCAGCCCUCUCUUGUCAGGUUUGUUGUGGUGCCAUAUUCUUUCAAUUUUUUGGUUGCCCCAGAUCUUAUUUAGGGGCUUCAUAGCAAAAGGGGUGUAUACAUAUGCACGCACCCCCUUUCUGUUAUUUAUUUUUUUGAAUUUUUUGAAACAAGUUAUUUUUUUCAUUUCACUUCACCAAUUUGGACUAUUUUGUGUAUGUCCAUUACAUGAAAUCCAAAUAAAAAUCCAUUUAAAUUACAGGUUGUAAUGCAACAAAAUAGGAAAAAUGCCAAGGGGGAUGAAUACUUUUGUAAGGCACUGUAUUUGUGAAGGUCAAAUAGGAAAAUGCAAAAGGAUGACUCAGUGUCAUAAACACUAAGUGGACGCCAGCCCUGUCUCAAUGUAGAUUAUAUGUUUGGGGAACUACUGCCUCCUUGUGGAUUGUUACUGUACUACUGCUCAGGCAAAUUAGAGAUUGAAUACAUUUUGUGUUGGUGCAUCAUUGUACUGUACAUCACUUCUCUCUGGUAUCUUGUGAUGUCUGGGUUAAAACAAGCACCUCAUGAAUCCCAUGUUACAACUUGUGACGUAAAAAGGGCUUAGAUAUAUGUGCUUGCUUGUUGGGGUUGAAGAGGGUAUAUAGUAAAAGCACACUUCCACAUCUCUCCCCCUCCCUCUCUCUGCAGGUGGUGGGGAUAUUCGCUGGCUUCGGGCUGCUCCUGCUGUUGGCGUCUCCCUUUCUCCUCAUAGCCUCACCCUUCGUUUUGUGCUGCAAGUGUAAAUGCAGUAAAGGGGAUGACGACCCUCUGCCAACCUAA
Coregonus sp. 'balchen' is the source of this 10953-nucleotide messenger RNA. NCBI's taxonomy places the organism in Eukaryota, Metazoa, Chordata, Actinopteri, Salmoniformes, Salmonidae. The record is from the annotation of a GenBank genome assembly.